AUGAUUGAUGGUCAUCAUAUACAACCAAAAUAUUCCACCAACUAUGCGGAACUUCCAACUUCUCACAAUAAAGAACCUUCUCAAUGGCUACCUAAACUGGACGAUGUCCCACUUUUAGAAAUCGAGAAUCAUGCAAAUAAUGACAACCUUUCAGAGCUUCCCAAAAGGGAAAACGAAGCACUGGAAACACGUGUCAAUGCAUACGAUAAUAAUGAUGUGGUUUCCGAAGAAGAGAUCACGGAACAAGAAUUAUUCAAUAAAAUUAAUGAGAUUAUGAAACAGGAAUACGGAAAAGCAAAUAAAUCGCAUGUCAAUGAACCAUAUCAAUUUUUGCCUCGCGAUUAUAUAGAACGCGUUCGUCAAUCAGAUGAAUUUCAAGGAUAUGAAAAACGUGCACCGUUUAACCAUCCUCGUUGCAGAAAGUGUGAGAACGUGAACAGACAUCGUGGCAAAUUUUCGCGUAUGAGAUACGUGACAAUUACAGACGAUCCAAUUCGCGAGAAUGAACUUAAACCUUUGAUACGUAAUCAAUUCACGACAUCAGAGAACAUGCAAUGCGAUGAACAAACAAGUGGACACGGGAAUGGCGUUUAUAAUCCCACGUGCUUGAAUGGUGGGAGCACAAUUAAAGCGGCGUCAUUGGAAUAUUGGGGAGAUCAUUCCAUUGAUAGCGUUGAACAUUCUUUGACGCAAUCAAAUGAGUCGGUGAAUUGGUUUCAAAACUUUAAUCAACUUCAUUUGCUUAGAAAUAACACAACUAGUCCUAAUCUGAGACAACGUAAUCGUAAUGUGAAAUUUUUUAUUUAA
Funneliformis caledonium is the source of this 807-nucleotide messenger RNA. The record is from the annotation of a GenBank genome assembly. NCBI's taxonomy places the organism in Eukaryota, Fungi, Glomeromycota, Glomeromycetes, Glomerales, Glomeraceae.